Paramecium octaurelia is the source of this 481-nucleotide messenger RNA. The record is from the annotation of a GenBank genome assembly. NCBI's taxonomy places the organism in Eukaryota, Ciliophora, Oligohymenophorea, Peniculida, Parameciidae.
UACAUACAGAUCUCUUUUUAAGAGCAGUAAUAUUGGGAAUAAAAGUAGAAGUGAUUCACAAUGCUUCUACUAUUAAUGCUAUUGGUUGCACAGGUUUACAAGUCUAUAGAUUUGGAGAAACAGUAUCUGUGUCAUUCUUUACUGAAAAAUGGAAGCCUUAUAGAUUCUAUCCUAAAAUCAAGGCCAAUUUAGAUCAUAAUCUGCACACUCUAAUUAUUUUAGAUAUAAAAGUUAAAGGAAAUUUGGGAAGAAAAUUUAGCUAGAGGAAAAAAAAUUUAUGAGGCUCCUAGAUUUAUGAGUCACAAGUAGCCGUCAAUUAAAUUAUAGAAUCUGAUAAAUAAUUAGAUUUAAAUGCAGUAGAUGAAAAAACUAUAUGCUUUGAGUGGCAAGAGUUGGGUUUGAGAGUUAAAAAGUAAAUAUUAAUUGCAUAUUUAGAUUGUUUCUAGAUUUUUGCAUGAGUUUUUAGAAAUAGAUAUGGGGU